Nematolebias whitei (Rio pearlfish) is the source of this 499-nucleotide messenger RNA. It is a transcript of the gene fam32a, whose product is annotated as family with sequence similarity 32 member A. The coding region runs from base 50 to 391 and encodes 113 amino acids. The transcript has 4 exons. The record is from RefSeq and is a predicted model, not a curated record. Lineage: Eukaryota; Metazoa; Chordata; Actinopteri; Cyprinodontiformes; Rivulidae. Gene Ontology annotation, cellular component: nucleolus.
UAACGUGACUAAAACAGAAGAAGAAGACGAAAGCAAAACAUUCUCGAAAAUGUCUGAGUACGAUAAGAUCCAGAAGAGUGCCCUGAAACUGAAAGGCGUCGAUGAAAUGUCAGCUGGCAAAAAGAAGAAAAAGAAGAACAAGGAGAGUAAGCAUCGCAUGGAGCAGGUUGUGACGAGUCAAAGUGAUGAUGAGGUGAAAACAAAGAAAGCUUAUGUUGACAAAAGGACACCAGCGCAGGUUGCUUUCGACAAGAUGCAGGAAAAGAGGCAAAUGGAGCGGAUUUUGAAGAAAGCAUCAAAGACUCACAAGCACAGAGUUGAGGAUUUUAAUCGUCACCUGGAUAAUCUGACGGAGCAUUAUGAUAUCCCAAAAGUCAGCUGGACCAAGUAAAAGAGGAGCAGAUAUUCACUUUUUUUUUUUGUACAUUUUUUUUUAAUAAAUGCCAAGUUUGAACUAAAUUGGCGUUCAUUUUCAAGUUGCAAUUCUGUGUGUGUAAUA